Molecule: messenger RNA, 3343 nt
Organism: Falco peregrinus (peregrine falcon)
Lineage: Eukaryota; Metazoa; Chordata; Aves; Falconiformes; Falconidae
Exons: 13
Coding region: 1479-3254 (591 amino acids)
Molecular function (GO): protein binding
Source: RefSeq, a predicted model, not a curated record
UACUUUGCAGUGUACUGGAUGUGCUGGCUGCAAAUGGAUAGGAAAAUGCUCUGUUCUCAGCUGGCGACGAUGGUUCCAGCCAGGAAAUUUUCUGUCUGUUAAAAUGAUUUACUGGGAUUAUUAUUUUUUUUUUUUUAAAUUCUUCAAAUUCUUUGCAAUGCUUGAGAUUGUACUCAAUGCCUAGAGAACUGGAGAGGAACCAGCAAGUAGCUAAGCACAUAUAAUGGACAUGGGUAGAGUUUGAAUACUUUACCCUCCAGCGUUUCAUAUUGGUACUUGUCGGCUCCAUUUGCAGAGAUCCCCUAUAGCUCACUCUUCCGUUACUUCAGCUUUCAGUCUGAGGGACUAAAACCAUCUCUUCUGUUACCAGGUACUGAUAAAAAUUAUUUAGAGAGAAGUGUUUGCCUUUCAUAGCUCCUUAGAGCUGCUUGCCCAUCAAUUUUCUCUUACUAUGAAGACUAUUUACAUGGCCUGAAGGAAGCACCUGCUAGUCAAAAUGAGGAAUGGUACCUGCAGCUGGAGCCGUCCUUUCUCACUUGUCUUCUUAGGAAGCUCAACAGGACAAAUGCUGCAGAAGUUCAGUUGUCUCUGUUCUAGCCCUGUGUUUUCUUGGAACACUUUUAUAAAAUAAUUGAUGGGCAGGAGCAAUGAUAAAGCAAGCUGAUCAAAGGGAUGGAUGGCUCUGCCAAGUUAAAAGACAUUCUGUCUCCUUUGAAGACCACUGAAGAGAAACAGGACUACAGCUGUUUGCUUGCCAUGCUCUCCCUAUGAAUCCUUGUGCCUGGCUCAGGCCAAGAGGAAAACCAAGCAGCUUGUGGGGGUGCAGGGGAGCGAUGUGGAAUUUCACAAUGUCAGUUUUUCCCACCCUUUCUGUAAUUUUUGUGGUGGGGCUGCAGCAGAAACGCUGUGGUUGUGAGCUGCUGGGUGAUGGUCUGGCAGCAGGCAGUGCCUCCUCCCCGUCUCAGCUGUGCACAGAGAACCUUCUCGGCUGCUGAAGCACUGUUACUGCUUUCAGAGGUUUUAGUUAUCAACAGCAGCCUGAAGCUUAGCACAGCUCUUCAGUGUUAUUUGUGGUAUUAGGUACACAGUGGUCUCUGUAAUUAACGUAUACACCGAUUUAAUUCUUUUUUAAGGAGUAUCUGCCACCGUCCUGCCUUCUCUUGCUGGUAGCCCUGACGGCAGAGUAAGAGGAGCAAGUUUUGCACCUGCUCCUUUGGGUGAGAGCUGCCAGAAACGCGGACGGAUCACCUCCCGGGGGAACCGGCAAACACCCUGCCCCCUCCCCGGCCGGGGCCGCGGGCCCUGGGCUCCGGCAGCGAGCGCAACCGGUGGGGAGCCGCGGCCGGGCCUGCCUUAGGCCCCGCCCAUCUCCUGCCGCGGGUGGCGCCGGCCCCCGGGCUCUCGGGCCGGGGCGGGCCCGGCCGGGGCCGGUGGGUGGUCGGCGGUGACCGGCUCCCGCCCCCGGCUGCGCCGCAUUAAUGGCGGCCGGCGGGCGCCCCCGCAGCAUCGCUGCCAUGCUGGCCGGCCGGGGCCGGGGCCGGAGCCGGAGCCAGCCGGGGCCGGGGGGCAGCGCCCCGAGGAGCGGCCUCGCCUUCUACGUGCUGUGGGCGCUGCGGGAGCCGCCACGGCGGCUGGAGAGCCAGUCCAGCAAGAUGGGUUUCCAGGCCUGGCUGCCCCUGCCGUUGCCAAAGCAGCUGGUGGUGUUCGGGCUCGGAGACUGGAGCUGCUACUCUCCGGACACGAGCGUCGCGGUGGAUGUGCUGGUGUCCCCAAGCGUGGCGCCGCAGCGGGUCGGCGUGCUGGAGCCCGCCCGCAGGUCUCUGGUGUGGGAAGGUGACUGGAGAACGGAUAUUUUCAUGGCCUCAUUGAAAGAGAUGGACAAAGGCAACUCUGUGAAGCUUGUCCUGACUGUCAAUGGGCAGCUGCUCCGAGGUGUCUCCAGCAGUACGCCUGUCUACCCCUUCCUCGUCCUGGAGACCACCCAGUCACCAGUGCUCCCAGCAGAUGAUGCGUCCUUUGCCCAGGACCUGGAGAAUCCUGCUAUGGUUAAGAGCUCAGAGGUGACUGCUAGAGCAUCCAGGCCUGGAAGGAAGGAUGUCCGCCCACCACUGAGGACCCUGGCAGUAUCCUGUGCCCUAAAGCCACCAGCUGGCAAGGUGGAAGCCAGUGAGGCCUGCAGGAAGAGUCCUGUCCACAGCAAGAAGCCCAGGAAAGUUUUAUUUGAACCCACAGCAUCUGAGAGAGAUCUCAGUGAAGAAGAUCUGACAGUGGAGGAGUUGCCAGGCGGUCCCAGCCCACGGUGGUGCCAUGCCAUGUGCCUCAGUGACCAGGGGACAGCUGUUCUGAUCGGUGGCGAAGGUGUCGACCAGCAGUCCUGCAAGGAUGCGCUCUGGAAGCUGGAAAUUGACAGUGAUUUCUGGCUUCCAGUGGGUUUCCAGCUACAAAAUGCCAUGCCAUUGUGCUUGCAUGGUCACACAGCUACCUAUGACCCAGACACCAAGCGUAUCUAUGUCUUUGGGGGCAUAAGGGAGGACAAAGACUACAGCAGGAUCUAUAUUCUGGACACAGUCACCUGGAAGUGGCUCCUCGUGGCUGCGAAAGGGAGGAUGCCAGUGCUCGCCUACCACAGUGCAACUAUCUACCGCAAGGAGCUCUUUGUUUUUGGAGGGACUUUCCCCAAAAAGGCAUCACUGCCAGCUGGACUCUGCAGCAACGUCCUCUAUGUCUUCAACCCAGAGCAUGAAAUUUGGUAUCAGCCCAUCUCAGAAGGGGAGAAGCCUCUGCCUAGGUUUGGGCAUUCAGCUACUCUACUGAAGAACAAGCUGCUGAUUUUUGGGGGUCGGAAGACUUCUUUCUACCUUAGUGACAUGCAUAUCCUGGAUCUGGGUUUCAUGGAGUACACACCAGUCCCCCUCCUCGCAGGACAGCCUUCUGCACGUUGUUUUCACGCAGCUCUGGCUGUGUCGGACCAGAAGGUUCUGAUCAGUGGAGGCUGCAAUGCCAAGGGAGCCCUGCAGGAUGCCUUUGUCUUCCACCUAGAUACUCUUUCAUGGAGCACUGUGAUCCACCAUGACCUCUGCUCUGUGCCCCGAGCUGGCCACACGUUGCUUGACCUGACUCCUGCCCACCUGAUGGAUGUGGACAAGGAGAACAAAGAGGAGCAUAACCUGCACAUGGUGUUGGUCUUUGGGGGCUCCAACUGUGCCGGGACUUUGUACAACAGCACAGUCAAGAUCCAGCUGGACCUAGGAUGAUGUACAAUACUCAGAAUGAGACUGGGACAGCAAGGGCUCUUCACCAGCCUGAAUACAGACAUGGAUGGCAAUAAACUGAGUCCAAGCAA